GAUGCCAUGUUUGGACUCUUCUCAGCCCCAUCACUCAAACACUUGAUGCUUCUCGUCCUCUGUUCUUGAAAUCCCGCCCCAGAUCUCCAAUGGCUGUUGACCGUUGGGUUUCAGCCUCUCUUCUCCGCCAACAUGGCAUCUUCAACAUCCAUUAUUUUCCUCCAUCCCAAACUCAAAUUCUUCCCCCGCCGUUUUCCCACCCUCAAAUCUUCGAAACCCUUCUCCUCUCCUAGAUUCCCCAUUUCGAAACUGACCUCCUCCGGUGGAUUAGACCCCAUGAAAGCUUCUUCACUUAGAAAAAGAGUCAUGGGUUCCAACAAUAGAAUCGUUGAGCUCAUAAAUCUGCUCCCUUUUCGUAACUACGCUAAUGAACACGACGAAGCGGUUAGGGUGCUCCAACGGGAAGAAUGCUUUGAUGGGUCUGAGGAUUCGGGUCCUGGUUUUGCGGAGAAUGGGAUAGAAUCCACACUCAAUCGAUUGAGUAAGUGGCUUGUAUCUGGCCUUUUUGGUUUGGUGAUACUAUGUAGGCAUGAUGGAGAGGCUAUGUGGGCUUUGAUGGGGUCUGUGAUGAACUCCACACUCUCUGUUGUACUAAAGAAGAUUCUGAAUCAACAGAGGCCUGUUCCUUCUUUGAGAUCUGAGCCUGGAAUGCCGUCCUCGCAUUCUCAAUCCAUCUUCUACAUUUUUAUGUUUACAAUCUUUUCAAUUGUGGAAUGGCUAGGGAUGAAUGAGAUUAGCAUGAUUACUUGUGCUCUUGCCUUUGCAUCUGGUGCAUAUCUAUCUUGGUUACGAGUUUCGCAGCGUCUUCAUACCACGAGCCAAGUGGUUGUGGGUGCUGCAAUUGGAACCAUUUUCUGCAUUGUGUGGUACUGGUCAUGGAAUGCUGUUGUUCGUGAAGCAUUUACUUCCUUUCUGUGGGUUAAAGUAGUUGUUGGUUUUGGGGCAGUUGGAUUUUGUGCUGGUUUCCUUUUGUAUGUAUUUCGUUAUUGGAUUAGAUUACCGAUGAACUAUGUAAAUUGAUAACAUAUAACAAACUUCUUCCUCA
Molecule: messenger RNA, 1045 nt
Organism: Argentina anserina (silverweed cinquefoil)
Lineage: Eukaryota; Viridiplantae; Streptophyta; Magnoliopsida; Rosales; Rosaceae
Product: lipid phosphate phosphatase epsilon 2, chloroplastic
Exons: 4
Coding region: 133-1020 (295 amino acids)
Biological process (GO): protein N-linked glycosylation; lipid biosynthetic process
Cellular component (GO): endoplasmic reticulum membrane; intracellular membrane-bounded organelle
Molecular function (GO): dolichyldiphosphatase activity
Source: RefSeq, a predicted model, not a curated record